Molecule: messenger RNA, 1064 nt
Organism: Moneuplotes crassus
Lineage: Eukaryota; Ciliophora; Spirotrichea; Euplotida; Euplotidae
Source: the annotation of a GenBank genome assembly
GUAAGUAUCGGGAUUGGCACAUUAUGAAUGAAGCACUCAGAUGAAGUCUAAUAUUAUCUAGCCAUUUUUAACUGGAGCUAAGCUUGUUCCCUGAAUGACUUAAAGACACAAAAUUCAUAUUGAGCAAGCUAAAAAUUGUAGACUUCCUCUUCAUAGUUGAGCCAGACCGAAAGCAUACCUCUCUAGAUAUUAAAACAAAGCCAAAAAAAUGUAGAGCCAAAGGCACCAAACAUAAAAACAAGUCAGAGUACCCUGAAGGAACUAAAAUAGGACUCACCCAAGAAUCUGAUGCUGAUAAACUCCGAAAACUACUCAAAAACCCUCAGAGUAAUGCCAUGAAGGAGACAACUUCGAAGAAAAAGUCCCAUUCUUAUUCGAGAAUUAAUAGGAAGAGGUCUAGCCAUGAGAGGACAUUGAAUAAGGAUUCUGAAGAGAAUAAGGAUGAUGGGAUCAGCUUUGUAAAGAAAUAUUUUAAAGACAAGGAAGAAAAUCGCCAAGGCUCUUCCAUAAACACUAUCGCUGGUAAUUACAUCUGCCUCGAUCAAGGAGAGGUCAUUAUCAAAGGAAGAGAUAUAGAAACCGUAGUUCCAUGUGAGAUUGAAAAUGUAUUCUUUGAGAAUGGAAGAGGCAAUAGCAUGAUCUUGCCAAACCAGCCUGUGAAGAUAACCAUUACUCCUAUUGAUGAGGGAGAGUCUGUUGAGUCUGAUAAGAAUAAUCCUUCUACCACAAAGCCUAAUCCUGACUUAAACAAGAAUUCUUCAGAUAAUUCUUCAAAGCUUCAUCCUGCAUACCUGCAAUUGAUGGGAAUUAUCGAAAAACAUUUCUGCUUGAGAGAGGUCAAGGCGACUUGUGGACAAAGCGAAGAACGCCCGAUGAGUUCUUUUAACAGUAUUGAAAAACAACGCAACGGUGAACAAAAUGACAGUCUACGAUCUUCCUCCUCCAAUAGAGCAUUCCAGGAUCAGAAUAGGCCUGAAAAUGAGAGCAACUCUCAGCCUAUUUUUCAUAAUGCCAAUAAUGACAAUUGGUUUAGCAAUGGAGGCUCUAAAUCUAAAAAUCCAUAA